UGUGUUUAUCAUAGUGUUGAGUAUCGGGAGAAUCACACAAGAGGAGCUGGACACUUUGGACCUCAUAGAGACAACCUUUGGUCCACGGGCAGGAAUGUUCUGCUUAGUUCUGUUUACUAGAGGAGAUGACUUGGAAAAUGAAUCAAUUCAAGAUUACAUUGGGAACAGCAAGAUUGCCAACUGAAAAAAACUGAUCAGAGAUUGUGGAGACAGAUUCCAUGUCUUCAACAACAAAGACAAAACUAACCACACACAGGUCACUGAGCUUCUUAAGAAGAUUAACAAAAUGGUGUCCAUGAACAAGGGCAGUUUCUACACCAAUGACAUGUUCCAGGAGGCAGAGGCAGCCAUUAAACAAAAACAGGAAGCAAUACUGAAGGAGAGAGAGAUGGAGAUAAAGGCUCACAUGGAGAAACUGAAGGUCAACCAUGAAACAGACAUGGAAAAGAUGAAGUCAAAGUUGGAAGAGGAGAGAUUGAAAGUUCAGGAGGAAAGACAGCUUAGAGAAAAAAUGUUGAGAGAGAGAGAGGAAGCUAUUAGAAAAGAGCAUGAAGACAAGGAGAAAGCAGAGAAGGAAGGAAGAGAGUUGGAGGACAAAAAAAGGAAAGAAGAUGAAAAGUUGAAAAAAGAAAUAUGGGACACAGAAAAAGAGAAGAUGGAAAAAGAGAUUAAAACUCACGAAAUAAAGUUGAAAACCCUCCAAAGAGAAAAGGAAGAAGAAUAUAACAUGAGGAUGGAAAAACUGAGAAAAGAAGAGAAAGACAGAGAAGAACAGCUUCAAAAUCAAGAAAGGAAGUUUGAUCAACUAAAAUUGGAAACAGGAGGAAGAAAUUAA
Molecule: messenger RNA, 835 nt
Organism: Salmo salar (Atlantic salmon)
Lineage: Eukaryota; Metazoa; Chordata; Actinopteri; Salmoniformes; Salmonidae
Source: RefSeq, a predicted model, not a curated record